This is a messenger RNA of Fraxinus pennsylvanica, 351 nucleotides long. The record is from the annotation of a GenBank genome assembly. NCBI's taxonomy places the organism in Eukaryota, Viridiplantae, Streptophyta, Magnoliopsida, Lamiales, Oleaceae.
AUGGUCGCCGACUCGCUGCCGCAUAUACAGCCUUUGACGUCGAUUUCGGAGGUGUCUGAGCCACCGGAGUCUCUGUCACCGUUCCUGGACGUGAGCGCUGUGGAUGCGGAGCCGAUCGAGAUGGAGAACGAGAUUGAUGCUUUGCGCCUUCUAUUUGGGGGUUUGGCGGUGGCGGGGGGCGGAGAUGGAGGAGAUGGUGGUGGUGGUGGUGGUAGUCGUGAGCUGUGUUGUAGUGUUGUGGUGGUGGGGGGUUUGGCGAUGGCUGGGAGCGGUUUUGUGGUGAUGACGGUUGCUGGACGUUAUGUUAAGUUGGUGUAUUGUUUUGUGUGCGGUGGGCGUGGUCGAAUCUGA